AAUAUUCAAUUUGUUUUUUAAAAACGAGUUGCCGCACGUUUUAAUGGCUUUAAUCGUUCUACCAAGCGCGGCUAUGUGUUUUACAUUAUUUAACUAUUUUUAUACCAAAAGUACAAACUUGACUAAUACCAUUGCAUUUGCAUAUAAGUCGAUAACGUCAUUUAUGCUAGUAGCAAAAACUACAACAAGCAAACCACAAAAAUACCUGUCGUCGAUGUUUGUUUAUGCGCAAAUAACUAAAAUUGUUUUUUUGUAGCGUUACAGAAGAAUAACCGACAAAAAUAAUUUCCAAUUAAGUUAACUUAAACCAUUCUUGUUUGAAGUAUACAAUUCAAUCACAUUUUUCACACUUUAUUUCAAUAAAUUCUACCGCCUGAUCUGAAAACUUUUAUAAAAAAUUUAGCUUAUAUAAAAAACGCUGGGAACUUCUUCAGAAAUUCAAAACAUCAAGUGGUGAAAAGCAGUUCUAAUCCGAGCCAUGGCGGUUGUGAGGGCCAGCGACAAAAAUAUGGGGAAAUACGCCGACCAGGAGGAUAAGAAGCCUUCUCCUCCCUCCAUUAUCAGAGCCAUCCGAAAAAUAUCUGUGGGAUUAUAUCCAAAUUACAAACCAAACGACAAUGAUGGAAACAACAACAACAACAACAAAUCCCACGACAAUCAGGGCUACCUAUCUUCCCCAAGUGACACGAUAGAGAAGAUCAAAAAAGGGGAGGGGGAGGGGGAUGGGGAGGGGAUCGAGAGUGAAACUGGAGAGAGCAAAGAUUCAUCUGCAAACUCGAAAAAGCACAAGAAGUCUGGAUCCACAUCGCACGACAAGGACAAGAUCCCCCUGGGGAGGAAGCUGGCCCUGGCCAUAGGUGCGGCCCCCCUCUCCAUGCCCAUAGUGAGUGCCACAGUCUUCAUCACCCUCUUCCUGCUGGAUGUGGUGCUGCUGAAGCCCAAGUACUCUUCACUUGUCCUUCUCCUCGGCAGGUCUUUCGAUGCCAUCUCGGACCCAUUAGUCGGGUUCCUAGUCAACAAAACACAACGCAGAGGAAACACUUUGAAGUACUGGAUGGGCUUUGCGAUUCCCUUUCUUCUGGCGGCCUACUUCCUUUUAUGGGUGGUACCAAUGGAGAACGGAGAGAACCAAAUGGGCUUCCUUUGCUACUAUUUGGGCGUCUACAUCCUUCUUCAAAUCGCAUUCACAAUUUACAGUGUGCCUUACGCUUCGCUUAUAAUGUAUCAAACCAACGAUCAAAGGGAGCGAGACAUCGCCACUGCAUUCCGAAUGACAGCCGAGAUCGUGUUCGCUAUAGUCUCCAUAGCUGUGAUGGGCGGAAUCGUCGGCGGAGACCUCGACUGCGACGAAGACACGGGCGAAGUCGACUCCAAGUGGCUGAAAACUGCCGAGAACAAGUACAUGAUAGCGGCAGGAACAAUCUGUGCUUUGAUCGUUGCGUCUGGAGUAGUGACAUUCCUGGGAACGAACGAGAGAUCGGACAUCACGAUUGUUCCGAGCAAGAUCUCCACUUGGACUGCGACUAAGCGAGUGAUGAAACACAAGCCCUAUCUGUGGCUGACUGCCUGUUACUUCUGUAUGUAUCUGUCCGUCUCCAUUAUCCAGGGCAAUCUGCAAUUGUACUUCAAAUACCAUCUGGACAGGGUGGAACACUUCGCUUAUGUCAUGGUCACUCUCAUGGUCUGUGUGGGCGUGGGCAUCCCUGUAUGGCAAGUGGUCAUUUCCAAAGUGGGGAAAAAGAACUGUGCUUAUAUUGGAGUGUUGAUUCUGAUCCCCUGCUACGGCAUCAUUGGCUUCGUCCCUUCCGAUGUGCCCAUCUGGUGUGUCUACCUGCUCUGCGGCACUGCUGGCUUCGCCAUCGGCUCCGCCUACUUCAUCCCAUGGUCCAUGUUACCGGACGUCAUAGACAACUACACUGUCGAGAACGGGGAGAGAAACGAGAGCAUAUUCUUCGGCUUCUUCGUCUUUUUUAACAAGUUCGCGGCGGGUGCCGGAAUUGGAAUAUCGCUGGGUAUUUUGGAGAUAGCCGGAUACAGCAACGAAGAGUGUCACCAGCCAGAGGCGGUCCAGAGGUCACUUAGAAUUCUCUGCUCCCCCGGACCUGGUCUGCUGGUCGCCCUCUACGCUUUCUUCGUUUUCUUGUACCCAAUCACGGAGAAGAAGUGCAAAGAGAAUAAAGCUAUCUUAGACGAACGACUCAGAAAAGAAAAACAUUCACGUGAUUUCUACAAAUAUGUCAACAGGACUUUCGAAUUUGACAACGAGGCCAUUGAAAAGUUGUGAACUUCUUUCUUUUUGCCUCCUUUUAUUUUCAUUACCAAAUUAGAAAAUAUUUUACUUAAUUUUCGAAAUUUGUACAAACUAUUCUGCAUUUUCAGAAAAUUUUUAUUUACUUUUUCUUGUAGAUGUUAAUUAGAAAUUUUUAUGCAUUUUGCUGCUA
Molecule: messenger RNA, 2441 nt
Organism: Symsagittifera roscoffensis
Lineage: Eukaryota; Metazoa; Xenacoelomorpha; Acoela; Convolutidae
Product: sodium-dependent lysophosphatidylcholine symporter 1-B-like
Exons: 6
Coding region: 479-2284 (601 amino acids)
Biological process (GO): carbohydrate transport
Cellular component (GO): plasma membrane
Molecular function (GO): symporter activity
Source: RefSeq, a predicted model, not a curated record